Molecule: messenger RNA, 623 nt
Organism: Eurytemora carolleeae
Lineage: Eukaryota; Metazoa; Arthropoda; Copepoda; Calanoida; Temoridae
Exons: 6
Coding region: 1-459 (152 amino acids)
Molecular function (GO): methyltransferase activity
Source: RefSeq, a predicted model, not a curated record
AUGUGUAGUAUAGCGGAUUUCGCGUUGUACUCACCACUCUGUCCAUGCGCAGAUUACUCAAUAUUUCGACAAAAUGGUUUUCAUGGAGAAAGUUUUUUUAUCCUGAAUCAAUGUCUCCGUCAUAAAUCAACAUAUUCGUCUAAUCGACGGAAAGAUUUGUUGCUGGAAAUAAAGGGGGAUCUUAUUUAUGGAGUGCACCCAGUCUACCUAGCGCUGCGGGCAGAGAAAAGAACAUUUAACAAGAUUUUUUACAACAGGGGCAGUUCAAAGGCCGUUGAAUUGGCUGAAAUGGCCGAGAAGAGGAAUAUUCCGGCUGUACAACUUUCAAGAGAUAAUCUUGACGAACUGACAAGAAAGGUUUCAAGGUACAAGGAUCAUCAUGUACAUCAAGGUAGUGUUUAUGUACAGUGCAGUGAGCAGAAUACAGUUUACACGAAACCUAUCAAAUUGAAAAACUGAUUAUUUCCUCGUUAAUAUGCGAUUUUCUUGAUAAAUUGAUUGAUCAAUAAGUGAAUGCUUCGUUUAUUUUUUAUUAAUUAGCUCAUUGCUCGGCUAGUUUACUUUUGUAUGAAAACAAUACUUUUUUCUGUUAAUUGAUCUGUAAUAGUUGAUUUAUUUAAUUG